Messenger RNA from Vollenhovia emeryi, 1551 nucleotides. RefSeq lists its product as uncharacterized. The record is from RefSeq and is a predicted model, not a curated record. Lineage: Eukaryota; Metazoa; Arthropoda; Insecta; Hymenoptera; Formicidae. Gene Ontology annotation, molecular function: protein binding. The transcript has 9 exons. The coding region runs from base 1 to 1404 and encodes 467 amino acids.
AUGAAAAUGGGCGCAAGGCGCUGGAAUCAGCCGAGCGAAAACGAUCCAGAAACCAGCGAAAUCACAAACGCGAAUCUUCUGGAUAAUCUAAUAAUGAAGUCAGAUACUUACACGCUGAUUCAUAUAAUUUUCUAUUCUGAUUUCACGACAUUUCUAUUCAAAUCUCUUGAAGAGAAUCGCAUAGACAGAGAAAGGCAGAAGGAUACAAACAAGUCAUGGAAUGUACUGCGGCAGUCUUUUCUGGCAGAGAAAAGGGCUCUUCAAGCGGAAUCUCUACAGCGACACUCUUGGCUGCCAAGUCCGAUGCGUCAGAGCGUCAAAAAUCGUUGUCGGAUAACACAUGAAGUACGCUUGGCCGCAAACUUGCGUGGUCUCUACAGCGCGCGUUAUUCUGAAACCGGCAAAAUUAUAGCCGUCGGUUUUGGAAGUGGCAAUAUCCAGAUACGAAACGGCGAGACUGGCGAGUUAGAAGGAACGCUCAAGUCUGAUUUAGAAAGUUCCAUGCCAAUCAUGUGUUGCAGGUUUAAUCCGGCCCGCAGCGAAAUCUUCUAUGCUUCCAGUGCCUGUGGAAUCAUUUUUAUGUGCAACACGCAUACGAAAGAAUUUUCCAAAUUUAUAUUCGGUAUAAGGCAAACGAUUUUCAAUUACAUCGUACGUGGUAUUCUUUUUCUAUUUGCACUUGUCUAUGCAGAACCGAAGAACGAGGUGAAUACGAUUGAUGUUAGUAUCGCCGGAGAUUACUUGGUUUCCGGCGGUAAGGACGCAGCUGUUCGACUUUACAAUAUACACACCACUAAAUUGAUAUUAAUGUACAAAAGAAAGGAAGAAUCUCUGACAGAAAGUAAAGCCAUAAACUUUCAUCGAAUGAGAAUAUUUGUCGCAAGAUUUCACAAAGAGUAUCCCGAUUUAAUUCUAACUGGUGGCUGGGACGACACCGUUAGAAUUUGGGAUAUCAGAGUCCCAACCGGUUCAGUGAGGAUUAUUAGAGGCCCCCAUAUAUGCGGUGACGCUAUCGACACGCAUGAAACGCACAUCCUUACAGGCUCAUGGAUAGUGCGCGAUAGUCUACAAGUGUGGGAUCUGACGAGCGCGAAACUCAUCGAAACAAUAAAUCCGUAUAACAGACCGUCGACUUUGAACGGCGAGUUUCUCUACGUAGUGCAAUAUCUCAACGAGGAUCCUUAUGGCGAUCUCAUCCUGGCUGGAGGUUCCGGUACUGGCCUAGUUGAAGUGAUCAGUUUAAGGGAAAAGAAGGUAAUGGGAAGCUUCAAGGUAAUCAAGCCAAUAUUCGCAAUAGACAGCUACCAAACCACAAUAAUGUUCGGUGGCAUGGAAUCUGUAUUGAGGCUUGGACAUUACAAUCUUACCAACCAGAUUGUUAAUUCUUUUGAUAAUUCUUAUUAAUAAUAAUGUUAUUAAUGUUAUUUUACAAGAUGUUGCAAAUUAUCAUUCGCAAUUUUUACCAGUGUAAUAUAUUUAAAACAUAUUGUUUUGAAGUUGAAUAAUCAAAAAAUUAUUAUAAACUACGCAAUUUAUAUCAGUUUUUUUACU